This is a messenger RNA of Fundulus heteroclitus (mummichog), 4553 nucleotides long. RefSeq names its product protein HIRA. Gene Ontology annotation, molecular function: protein binding; nucleosome binding. The transcript is spliced from 24 exons. Gene Ontology annotation, cellular component: HIR complex; nucleus. Gene Ontology annotation, biological process: chromatin remodeling; regulation of DNA-templated transcription; DNA-templated transcription. Bases 244 to 3411 code for a protein of 1055 amino acids. The record is from RefSeq and is a predicted model, not a curated record. Lineage: Eukaryota; Metazoa; Chordata; Actinopteri; Cyprinodontiformes; Fundulidae.
GGUUUAUGUUCCGACGCUGCUGGCUGUCAGCCUACCCGAUGCCCUGCUCUGAUAGCCGGGGAUGCUGCCUUGCCUUGCCGCCGACAGAGAUGGAGUUGAGCCGCAGCAGCAGCGAAGUGUCGGGCGGAGUGUGAGACAAAGGGAGGGCGGUUGGCGUUAGUUCACCGCCUGAACCGACCGUCCGGUGGGCUUCCCCCCCCCUCUUUUUAUACCGAUAACGGAUAAACAAAAGUCCCGGUGAAGAUGAAGCUGCUGAAGCCGAGCUGGGUGAGCCACAACGGCAAACCCAUUUUUUCUGUCGACAUCCACCCAGAUGGGACAAAAUUUGCAACAGGUGGACAAGGGGAGGACUCCGGGAAGGUGAUGAUCUGGAACAUGGCGCCUGUCCUCAGGGAGGAAGAUGAGAAGAAUGAGAAUAUCCCCAAAAUGCUCUGUCAGAUGGACAAUCACUUAGCCUGUGUGAACUGCGUGCGCUGGUCCAACAACGGGCUGUACCUGGCUUCAGGAGGCGACGACAAGCUGGUCAUGGUGUGGAAGAGAGCAGCGUUGAUCGGGCCGAGCACCGUGUUCGGGUCGAGCAGCAAGCUGGCCAACGUGGAGCAGUGGAGGUGUGUGACCAUCCUGAGGAACCACACCGGAGAUGUGAUGGAUGUGGCGUGGUCGCCUCACGACGUGUGGCUGGCCUCCUGCAGCGUGGACAACACCAUCGUCAUCUGGAACGCCAGGAAGUUCCCAGAGAUGGUCACCUGCCUGCGAGGACACACGGGGCUGGUCAAAGGUCUGACCUGGGAUCCCGUUGGAAAGUACAUCGCCUCCCAGGCCGACGACCACAGCCUGAAGGUGUGGAGGACCGUGGACUGGCAGAUGGACGCAAACAUCACCAAACCCUUCAGCGAGUGCGGCGGGACGACCCACGUCCUGCGUCUCUCCUGGUCUCCCGACGGUCAGUACCUGGUGUCGGCCCACGCCAUGAACAACUCCGGCCCCACCGCGCAGAUCGUGGAGCGAGACGGCUGGAAGACCAACAUGGACUUCGUGGGCCACCGUAAAGCCGUCACGGUGGUGAAAUUCAACCCAAAGAUCUUUAAGAAGAAACAGAAGAACGGCAGCUCCCCGAAGCCCAGCUGUCCUUACUGCUGCUGCGCCGUGGGCAGCAAAGACCGAUCGCUCUCCGUCUGGCUCACCUCACUGAAGCGCCCCCUGGUGGUCAUCCACGACCUGUUUGAUAAAUCCAUAAUGGACAUUUCCUGGACCCUCACAGGUCUGGGGAUGCUGGUGUGUUCGAUGGACGGCACCGUGGCCUACCUGGACUUUUCCCUGGACGAGCUGGGGGACCCUCUGAGUGAGGAGGAGAAGAACACCAUCCACCAGAACAUCUACGGGAAGAGUCUGGCCAUCACCAACACCGAGGUCCAGCUCUCCACCACCAUCAUCGAGAACCCCGAGAUGCUCAAAUACCAGCAGGAGCGCCAGAACUCGGCCCAGACCAACGUGGGAGCCGCCGCCGCCGGGCCGGAGUCCGCCGCGCCCAAAGUCAACAGCGUGAUGAACGGAGAGUCUCUGGAGGACAUCAGGAAGAACCUUUUGAAGAAGCAGGUUGAGACGAGAACGGCCGACGGAAGAAGAAGAAUCACGCCGCUCUGCAUCGCUCAGCUGGACACGGGGGAUUUCUCGCCGGCUCUGUUCAACAGCGCUCCCAUCCUGCCCUCCGGCUCUUCCCUGUCCAAUCAGCUCGCCCCGCAGCUCAACUCGGACUCCAGCCCCGGACAGCCCGCCUCUCUGGGUCUGAGGCCCAGCCAGGACGGCGUGCUCACCUCGCCUCCUGCCAACAGCGGCGCCAAAGGCCCGGAGGACGACAGAGACGGCCUGAAGUCCAGCCUGCUGCUCACCUCAGCCUCCAAGAUCGAACCCAUGAAAGCGCUGGACUCCCGCUUCACGGAGAGGUCAAAGGCCACGCCGGGGGUCCCGUCGGCCAUCUCCUCCACGGCGGGACUCACGCCUCUGGAGAGGCCGAAGGACGGCGUCUCCGCCCUGAAGGAGGUCAAAACCAAAGAAGAAACCAGCAGCGACAGCGAGGACAAGAUGGCCGCCAUCAACAAGAACCUGUCCUUUGCCAAGAGGAAACCUGAGCUGCUGCUGGACGGAGGAGAAGUCGUGGAGAAGAGGAAGAAGGGCCGGCCGAGGAAAGACAAGAUGGCCGCCACCAUAGCUCAGCCGUUCACCCAGGUAAGGAGCGGGAAGCGGGUUUCCUUUCUGUCCCGCCACAGUUACGGCGCCGCCAGACCAGAACAGGAAGUAACCAGAUCUCUCUGCUCGGCCGGCCGCCUUCAGAUUACUCCUCCUCCACCCGAGCGGGAGCCCAGCAGGGCUGCAGCUCCUCCACCGCCUGCUGCCGUUCUCAGACUGCCCACCCCGAGUCCACAGAAGGCCUUCAGCCUGCAGGUGAGCAUGGAGCCGUCUGUGUUCCUGGAGGUGGAGAACGAGAUGUCGAUGGUUGCCGGUUCAAAGCUCAGCCAGCUGCGUUGCUCCAGAGACGGACGGGACUGGAACACGCUGCUGCCCAGCUCCGUGCUCGUGGCUGCAGGGAGCAGCGACGUCCUCGCCGUCGUCUGCGACGACCGGAUGAUGUCGGUGUUCUCCUGCUGCGGGCGCCGCCUCCUCCCCGCCAUCCAGCUGGCCUCGCCCAUCUCCGCCCUGCACUGCUCCGCCCACUUCGUCAUGGCGCUGACCGCCGGAGCGGCGCUGUCUGUCUGGGACGUCCAGAGGCAGAAGGCCCUGGUGAGGAACGAGUCUCUGCAGCCUCUGCUGUCCGGCGCUGACACCACCGUGUCUCAGUCCAUGCUGACCCAGCAGGGCGUUCCGGUCAUCGGUCUGUCCAACGGGAAGUCCUACUGCUUCAGCUUGUCUCUGGAGACGUGGACUCUGGUGGCCGACAAAGGAGACUCUCUGGUCCAGUGCGCCGACUUCAGGAGCUGCCUUCCCUCCCAGGACGCGGCUGCGUCUUCGGGGCCGCUGGCCGUCGUGCAGGGACGCAACCUUAACGCCGGGCGGCUGGCGUCCCGCCUGUCGUCCACGCCGCACCACCUGCAGCAGAGCAUGACGCUCGCCUUCCUGGAGAACCAGCUGGCGUCCGCCCUGACGCUGCAGUCGUCGCAGGAGUACCGCCACUGGCUGCUCAUCUACGCCCGCUUCCUCGUCAACGAAGGUUCUGAGUAUCGCCUGAGGGAACUCUGUAAGGAACUUCUGGGUCCGGUCCACAAAUCGGCCUCUUCAUCCUGGCAGCCAGCGACUUUGGGGCUGCACAAACGGGAGCUGCUGCGGGAGGUUCUGCCCGUCAUCGGGGAAAAUCUGCGCUUUCAGAGACUUUUCACAGAGUACCAGGACCAGCUGGAGCUGCUACGCCUCAAAUAACACCCGGACUGACCCAAACACGCAGACUGAAACCAGUCGGGCCCGGUUCCGCUCGGCCCGGUUCUGGGAAACCCCCCCACCGUGCUGUUGGAGUCUCGUCUCCUGCUGAGGCCGCAGAAACAGAACCCAGGUGUUUGUUUGUUUUUUUAUUUACUGGCACCUCCAAACAGGUCCUCCUCUGGUUGGACACCGGACCUCUUCAGAACCACCGGACCUCUUCAGAACCACCCGCACGCUUCAGAACCACCGGACCUCUUCUUCCAGGUUUCCUUUUGAUUUGACCGCGUCUCUUUUGUUCCGCUGCCUUUCCGGGUUUUCCAAUCAUGAGUUUCUGAAGUUAUUUCCACGGAGAAGGUGAGUGAAAGACUGGAUCCUGCUGAUCAGAACCGAUCAGAACCGAUCCUGCCGAUCAGAACCGACGCCGAGGGGGCAGCACGGACGUGAAGAGGCAGAACCCUCGGACCAAAGCGGCAGCUGUCCAGUUCUUGCAGGUUCUGAGCGACGGGUUCUGGUCAGAGAGCACUUAAUGAUGUUCAGAGAACAGAACCAGAAACGGGUCGCUCCGACUGAACAGAAUUUCUGUUGGUUUCCUCUGAGGGGAACCGGUUCUCCCGCGGCGGGGAGACCAGAACAUCACGUCAGACUGAUGAUAAGGAGAGAAAUACGAAAAGUUCUGCUGGUACCGGCCAGGACGGCCCGCUUUUUUAGACCUUAUUUAUAAUCUGUCAGAAUCAGGUGGAAAAGGGUCCGUUUAGAAUCAGGAAUGUUUUAAAGGUCCGAAUGUUCAUCAUGAUGGCUGUGGGUUCUGGAAGAACAUCUUGUUUCAUAAAUGUUUCGCCUCGGACUUCUUCUGCGAUCAGAGACGAGCUCCGGACCCGACGCCGGAACCGGUUCGGGUUCCCGCCUGCAGGUUCUGAGCCGGUGUGCCGCAGCGUUGGCGCUCCGAGCGGACGGACCGGUCCCUCCAGAACCAGCUGGUUUCUUUCUCCUGCUUCUGUUCUGUCUUCUUUUCAAAUCUUUGUAAAUGUUUUUUCUUAUGUUUUCUUUUUCUUUUUAUAUGAGAAAAAGAAAAAAAAACACUGAGAAGAAAUUUUUGUUUUUGGAGCAAAAAUGGAGAUUAAAAGUGAAACUGAUGAGUUUGA